AUGGCUAAAAAAGAAUGUUCGAAAAAUGAAGAUAUUUAUGAUCUGACCAUCGAUGAAAGUGCUGCAAUUCAACUCUAUACAAUGGAAUCAAAGAUCGAACAAGAAAGUCUUUUCUACAUAUUAAACUCGACACUUCGUCUUGCAGAUCGUAGUCGAUUAAAACCCAUUAUACCCUAUUUCACACUGCUUGUUAGAGCCUUGAAAAAAUUACCACGGUUUAGUGGUCUUGUCUAUCGUGGUGUCAAUGGUAAUGCUUCAAGUCAUUAUGUGAAAGACAAAGAAAUCACUUGGUGGGGUUUUAGUUCCUGUACACGGUCAGUGGAAGUGUUCAGUAAAGAAGAAUUUCUUGGAAAAACUGGGCAAAGAACACUUUUUUAUAUUGAAUGUCAAAGCGGCAAAUUGAUUGAAAAUUAUUCAUACUUAUCGAGAGAUAAUGAAGAAGUUCUUUUGCUGCCUGCCACAAAAUUUUUGGUUACCGACAAACAACGAGUCCAUCGUGCUUUGACUAUUGUUCAUCUUAGAGAGAUUCUACAAAAGGGUUCAUUGCCGUACAGGAUCGACAUGGUUCAUGAUGAUGGAGUGACACUAUUAGAUGGACUCGAUUAUCGACCGGAAACGAAAAGGAAGAUGUGUGGACACGACUGUAAUAUGUGGGCGACAAAACAGUGCUGCAAUUGUUCAGGUUUGUGUUUACGACAAGAAGUUUGA
Molecule: messenger RNA, 708 nt
Organism: Adineta steineri
Lineage: Eukaryota; Metazoa; Rotifera; Eurotatoria; Adinetida; Adinetidae
Source: the annotation of a GenBank genome assembly